AUGACUCCUGGAAUUCGUGACAGCUGGAUUACGGCUCUUCUCCAAAAUAGGCAUAACCCAUCACCUACCUACACGGAAACCUGCGCAUCAAAUGACGCAAUGAGUAUGGCCGAUAGCUCGGAUAUCCUUGGAAUGCCACUGGUUCGUAUUCAUUCUGAACUUGAUUGUUCCAUAUCUCCUUGCACCAACAACCCGAAUAGCAAUGUCUUUAUCUGGAUCUUAACCAGAAAUUAG
Strongylus vulgaris is the source of this 234-nucleotide messenger RNA. The record is from the annotation of a GenBank genome assembly. NCBI's taxonomy places the organism in Eukaryota, Metazoa, Nematoda, Chromadorea, Rhabditida, Strongylidae.